Messenger RNA from Lathyrus sativus (Indian pea), 345 nucleotides. The record is from the annotation of a GenBank genome assembly. Lineage: Eukaryota; Viridiplantae; Streptophyta; Magnoliopsida; Fabales; Fabaceae.
AUGAAUCCUUCCAAUCCUUCCCACAUUGUAAUCAUGUUUGUGGAUUAUAUGCAUGAUGAUAUGGAUGAAGAACUUGUGAGGUUGUUUAUGAAAGAAGAAGCCUCGAGCUCUAAAAGGCCUAGACGUCAAAGAAGGAAUAUAGAGAGAAAUCGUGAAGAGGGACAUGAUCGAUUGUUCAAUGAUUAUUUUUCUGAAACUCCGGUAUACAUGAAUGAACAAUUUCAGCGAAGGUACCAAAUGCAGAAACAUGUGAUCCUUUGUACCGUUGAAGCUCUAGGUCAACACGAUGAGUAUUUUCGAAUGAUGGUUGAUGCGUCUGAUAGGUCAAGUCUUUCACCAUUAUAG